GAAUGGCAAGAUACAGAAAUCCAAUUACAACUUAUAGGCAAAGGAAUAUCGAAAAGAAUACGCCGACAAUUAUUAAGCAAAGAACAUAUGUUACAAGAAUUUGCAAGAGCACAAGAAAUAGCGGACGGUCGAGCUACAAGAAUCGAAAGACGAGUCAAGAUCCCGAAGCCAGAAAUCGAUGAAGUAUACGAAACAAGGGUAACAACAAAAACUAAAAAAGUACAAAGAAAUGUUUCUUCUGUGGCGGCAAAUUUCCACACCAAGGUGGAAGGACAAAGUGCCGGGCAUGGGGCAAGGAAUUUAAAAUUUGCAACAAACCCAACCACUUCGCCAAAUGUUGUACAGGGUCAAGUAAUCAAAAGAAAAUAA
Messenger RNA from Paramuricea clavata, 369 nucleotides. The record is from the annotation of a GenBank genome assembly. NCBI's taxonomy places the organism in Eukaryota, Metazoa, Cnidaria, Anthozoa, Malacalcyonacea, Plexauridae.